AUGGACGACCACCGGCUCUUCAAAUUCCCCAAGCCGGUCUGGCUGAACAGCGCCAACAGCAGAACAGCAGGCGUCUACCUCUCAGGCUCUUUGUUCUGCCUCGCCCUCUUCAUCCUAAUCGACGCCCAAGUCUACUCCAAAUCGCACCUCAACGGCUCCGACCUGCACCUAAACUUCGUCGACUGGAUCCCCGCCAUCUUCUCCUUCCUGGGCAUGCUGGUCAUCAACAGCAUCGACAAGACGCGGUUAUCAGGUGAUACAUUUGCGUACAGCGGGGAUGGCGUCGCGUGGAAGGCAAGAGUUGUGCUGUUCAUGGGAUUCGCGGCGAUGGCGGGGGGACUGGCGGGUGGUGUGACGGUUAUGGUGUUGAAGUAUGUAACGGAGGGAGCGACGGGGAUGAGUCUGUGGUUUGGAGCGGCGAAUCUUGCUGCGAAUGCAUUGGUUAUGCUGAGCUCGGUGGUGCUCUGGGUCAGCCAGAACAUGGAGGACGACUACACCUACAACUUGGCUCUGUGA
Molecule: messenger RNA, 516 nt
Organism: Fulvia fulva
Lineage: Eukaryota; Fungi; Ascomycota; Dothideomycetes; Mycosphaerellales; Mycosphaerellaceae
Product: UPF0220 protein
Exons: 3
Coding region: 1-516 (171 amino acids)
Biological process (GO): late endosome to vacuole transport via multivesicular body sorting pathway; protein targeting to vacuole
Cellular component (GO): Vps55/Vps68 complex; fungal-type vacuole membrane
Source: RefSeq, a predicted model, not a curated record